AUGGCCGCGCGUUUGGAUCGCCUGGCGAACUCCGCGGAGAUCGCGGAGGAGUCCAACAAGCGGCUGCUGGUGGUGGAGGCAACGCUCAAUGAUCUGCCGGGCCAGCGCUCGGAUAAGGCCAUCCAUGCCUUGAUGGGUUUCAUCGGCACCAACAAGCAGGCGCUGAAGCAGACGGCCUGGUCUGUGUGGCUGGGCACCAUGCUUAGAGCCAAGGGCGAGCGCAAUCUCAGGGCACGGUACGACAAGGAGGUGCAGGAGGCGGCAGAUUACUUAGAGCGCUUCAAGGCGCGGCACCUAGAGAACAUCAGGAGGGUGGUCUGUCAGGCAGCCAGGCGAGAAGAAGAGGAGCUGUUGACCAGCACCCUGGCGGAUUGGAAGAGCCAGAUCACUCGCUUCAAGGCGGAGGCCUGGACGGAGGACAAGGUGAAGACCAUGCAGCUGACCAUCAGCAAGGCCACAAAGGACAUGUGCGGAAGGGCGAAGAAGGUGAUGACGCGCAUGAUUGUGGAUGAGCAGGGUUCCAGCAUCGCCGCGUGCUUCGGAGCAUGGGUUCAGUACGGCGAGGGCUACAAAAAAGACAAGGUCUUUGAGGACUCUGUGAAGCAGUUCGAGCAGAAGAUGAAGGUCUACAUGGAGAAGAAGAAGGAAGAUGCCGUUAUUGUCUUGAACCGGAUGUCGGUGAGCACCGAGACGGGCCUGGUGCAGCAGACCUUCACAGCCUGGAAUGACUACACCUUCGGCGGCAAGCAACUCCGCGAGCUGGAAGACGAGGUGUAUGGCACGGAUGAUCAGCUCGCUUACGUCAAGAGCAACCACCGGAAGAUUGCGGCCAGCAUCUCAAGCCGCACCGGUGAUCAGAUAGAUAUGAACUUGAUGUACCAAUGCUGGAUGGUAUGGAAUGCCGAAGGAAAGACCAGCAGACUAGACAGAUUCUACUCUGUGAAGAUUGAUGCUAAGAGGAAGCAGCUCUCCAGCGUGCAGCUCUUGUUCAAGACUUUCGCGGAAGAGUUGGACUCAGGUCUCAAAGACGUGGCGGACAACGACUCCUCGGGGCGCGAGAAGCGGAGAGCAAAGGCAGAAGUCAACACGAUGAGUGGAUCAGUCUCUUUGCCCGACAUCCACGCGAAAAAGCACUGA
This is a messenger RNA of Effrenium voratum, 1137 nucleotides long. NCBI's taxonomy places the organism in Eukaryota, Dinophyceae, Suessiales, Symbiodiniaceae. The record is from the annotation of a GenBank genome assembly.